Cinara cedri is the source of this 1384-nucleotide messenger RNA. NCBI's taxonomy places the organism in Eukaryota, Metazoa, Arthropoda, Insecta, Hemiptera, Aphididae. The record is from the annotation of a GenBank genome assembly.
AUGGAACGUAUUUAUUUCGCUUAUGUCUAUUCGAUAAUUAGCAUUUGCAAACAGAUCGUAAGUCAUAUGACUAAAUCAAAUCGAUAAAUGACGUCGAAUAAAAAAUGUAAAUUGUGUAUUAUUAUACUUAUAUGCCCACAAUAGGAGACGUUGACUAUCCCGCUGUUGACUUUCCCGUCGUUGGAACGCGAAAUGCGUUUUACAACAUUUGACGUGCAAUUCAUGAAUAAAUCUGCCGCUACACUGUUGGAAAGCACAUUUAAACAAUUCAACAAUAAACAAGCGUUGUUUCUUCGAUUCGUUAUACGCGAUGAAGUUGCUCAAUUUCACGUAAGUAUAAUAUUCAAUUUUUAGAGUUUGAAGUGACCUUGAGUGAACUAUAAAUAUUAUUAUCACGCAAUAUUUUUUUUUUGCGCAGGCAAAAGCCAGUGUACUUAGAUGCAAGGAUCAUUAUGUCGAUUGUCAAAAUGUUAUAUCCUACGAUAUGAGCGAUAUUUGUUCGAAAUUAGGAUUGUUAACGUAUUUUUUGAAAGACUCACCCCAAGCAAUAAAACAUUGCCCGGUAUCCGUAAGUAUUUUUUAAUGUUUUGAUAUUACACAUAAUAGACGUGUAAUAUUUAAAUCAGCAUUAUUGAUUCGUAACGAAGAAUUCCCUUAUCUUCCGUUGUCUAACACGUACGCAGCAUAGUUAUUUAAACCAAUUUCAUGUCCAUCAUAUUAUGUUCCCAUCAGUCAUAUUUUGUGUCCUUUAAAUCGGUGUAGUGAAACGGGUUCUGAAACCAGAUUUUAAUUCUGCAUAAAGUUCACAUACGAUAGGCUGGGCAACCUUUUUAAAUUAAAUUAUUUGUUUAUGAAUAAUUUACAAAUGUUUAAAUCAUAUUUUUGGAAAUUAAUCACUGAUAAUUAAAAAGUAGCCUAGCCGAUCUCGUGUACACUUAAGUGUAUUCAAAUCUGUGCUUUUUUUCAGAUUUAUUUUAUCGUUUCGUUUUAUCAAUAGGACGAAAAUUGAUCUAAAUUGCUAUGCUGCAAUGAAAAACAAGAGAAUUUCAAACUUUCCAACUUACUAAAAAAAAAAAAAAAAAAAGAUAGCAUGUUUUUACCAUGGUAACUCUGUAUAAAUGGUAUAGAUUUUUUUAAUUCUAGGUCUCUUUUCCAUUAAUUUUUGUUAUCAUUUUGAUUGUAGGGCGAAUUCGCCUACGUAAAUAUGACAAUGGAUGCAGAGAAAUUCGGAUCUACGUUCGCUUUACCUGGAGAAAAAUGGUGGGAAUCUUAUUGGAGAAUGAUCGCUUUAUUUUACGACGGACAAAACACAUUGUACGCUACUUUGAAGCUAGAUUGUUAUUUUAUAGAGUUUCGUAGCCGUAAUCGCAAACCCAUAAUUUAA